Molecule: messenger RNA, 4220 nt
Organism: Puntigrus tetrazona (Sumatra barb)
Lineage: Eukaryota; Metazoa; Chordata; Actinopteri; Cypriniformes; Cyprinidae
Gene: agfg1a
Product: ArfGAP with FG repeats 1a
Molecular function (GO): GTPase activator activity
Source: RefSeq, a predicted model, not a curated record
UUUUUUUCUUUUUAUUCAACUUACCGUUUUUUUUACAUCUUAAUGAAUGCUGUUUCUGAUCAGAUCACCAUUUUCAUGUUUUAAAUGGCAGUCAAGCUUAAUAAAAUAAACUUGUAAUAUAAACUAAUCUGUCACUUGGAGUUUAAAUACAUAGUCUUUAUAAAAAGUUUCAGAAGACUUUCCUUUGGUUGCAUAAUGUUUCUUCCAACGAUUUCUUUAAGACUGUAAAAUAUUGCACUUGCACCCCAUAUAAAGAUAUGAACUAUUUUGCAGUUUAGAAUUCUUUUAAUGUCUACAUUUUACUAAAAUUGAGCAAUUUGGUGUACACUGUUAAAAAAGUAAUAAAUUCAAGGUGUAUAUAACAAGUUAUUGGAGUAAGAUUUACAAGAAAAUACCAUUUCAGUCUUUCUACUUGAAAAAUUUCACAAUUUUUUUUUUACAUUAUUAUAAUUUUUUUUUUUUUUUUUCAUUGACUAGAAAUAUUUGGGUGAAAAUUGUUUCUGUGUAAUUUCUUUGAGUAGAAAUAACUGAAAUAUUUUCAUACAAAUUGUUAGCAGAAAUAACUGCAAAGAAAAAGCCAGUAACAGUUGCAUACUCCAGUAAUCUUGUUUUUAUUUAUUUAUUAAUUCCUUAUAAUCUGAGACCAGUAUUAUCUGAAAACCUACAAUGCUGCUACUCCCUUGUCACGUAAGUGUGGGUACCAAGCAAAAUAAAAAAACGGAAAAGGGCCUCAGUCUUUCCCACAACAUUUGGCCAAUGCAAUACAAAGCUGCUUUAUUUAAUUUAGGCAGCUUCAUUUAUAACUUCAUUAUACAUAUCCAUGGCCAUCUUAAAAAACAAAAGGUGACUAAUAAAGUCGAUUCAUGUCCUCAGCGAGCCAAAUCCUCUGAAUUAGGUCACUCUUGCAGAGAAUUGGAGCCGGUUGUUAUUGUGUUGCGUCCUUGUGUUCCUAUAGAGGGCGCUGCGGGUCAAGAACGUUUAAAUGAGGGCGAGACCGAGCACUCGCUAAGUCUUGUGGGUAGAGUUCGGUUAUGGUCACGUGUUCCAAAGUGGCGCCUGUGAUUGGCUGCGAGCUUUCCCGUUUCAUAGUUUUCGCCCCAGUGCUAGCGCGUUCAUACAAUUAUUAACACUGUUACACAAAAAUACCACGUUUUUCCUCACUUCUAAGUACGACUAUUUAGCAAAACAGUUUAUGAGUGUAUAUUUAUUAUAUUCCCAUAUAUAUUUACACCGCACAACAAGACUUAUGGACAGUUUUAGCACUGAGCCCUUUGGUAUUUCUUCCGUCAAGUACUUAUUAGUACUCGCCCCCUGUCGGUCGUUAUGUUAAAAUGAAUACAGAGUGGGAGGGCUAUUUGACUGUCUGGCAGUGAAAGUAGAGUGGGCUGGCUGGCCGUUAAAGAAAGUGCCUGCGCCUCAGGACCCUCCUCUCUUCACUACGGCGCUUUUCGCCCGUUGUUCGCGAAACGUGAGGCCCUUUCGAAGAACUCCGGUCCGUCUUACCCUACCGUUUCCCGGCGAUACGUUUUAAAGAAAGCUCCUGUCUAAUAUUUCCCCGGGAACACAUUGGAUUUUUAUUUUUUUUUUAAUUGACCGACGCUAUAUUAACGGCUCCGGCCAUGGCAGCCAGCGCGAAGCGAAAGCAGGAGGAAAAACACCUGAAGAUGCUGCGGGAAAUGACGAGUUUGGCGCCCAACCGAAAGUGCUUCGACUGCGACCAGCGCGGGCCGACCUACGCCAACAUGACCGUGGGCUCGUUCGUCUGCACGUCCUGCUCAGGCAUCCUGCGCGGCCUGAAUCCCCCCCACAGAGUGAAGUCCAUCUCCAUGACGACUUUUACGCAACAGGAAAUAGAAUUUCUACAGAAGCAUGGAAAUGAGGUAUGUAAACAAAUAUGGCUCGGCCUUUAUGAUGACAGAAACCUGGCCAUCCCAGACUUCAGAGAACCUCAGAAAGUCAAAGAGUUUCUUCAGGAAAAAUACGAAAAGAAGCGAUGGUAUGUUCCUCCAGAGCAGGCUAAGACGGUGGCGACGGUUCACGCGUCUAUCUCUGGUUCGUCUGCUAGCAGCACCAGCAGCACUCCAGAGGUCCGACCUCUCAAAACAUUACUGGGGGAAUCGGUACCCUCUUUACACCUCAACAAAAACACACCCAGCCAGUCUCCGAUUGUGUCACGCAUCCAACUGACCCAGCAGCAGCAGCAGCAGUAUCAGGACAGGAAGUUCGAUCUGCUCAGCGAUCUAGGUGGUGACAUUUUUGCGGCUCCACACUCGCAGUCCACAGGCAACGCAAACUUUGCCAACUUCGCACAUUUCAACAGUCAUUCGGCGCAGAAUGCAAAUUCUAAUGACUUUGCGAAUUUUGAUGCGUUCAAUAGUUCUGCUGCUCAAACCUCAGCUGCAUUUCCUUCAUCUCCACAAGCCCCAUUUCAACCCCCACAGCCAGUAUACAACAGUCUCCCAUUUAGUCGCAGUGUGGGCGAGUUUACCUCAUCGCUGCCUCCACUGGCCAUGUACAGUAAUUCAUCAGGACAGGCUAAUGCCAACUUUGCCAACUUCGAUAACUUCCCCAAAUCGUGCAGUGCUGAUUUCGCCGCAUUUAGCUCCACCCAGAGUAACUCGGUGGGAGAGGGGCAUAAAGUGGAAGCAGUCAGCGUCACCGCAGACCGAUAUGCAGCCCUCGCCCACCUCGAUAACAUGUUCGGCAAACCUGAGCAAGGUACGAGUUCAGCCCCUCCGUCAGCUGGUGUGGGUCCUCCGCCUCCACAGGCGGCUCUGUUGGGUGGCGAUCGCUACGCUGCUCUAGCUGAAUUAGAUAACGUCUUUAGCUCCUCAGCGCCAAACGUGAGCGGAUACAACACUGCCACCACCGCACAAGGGUCUAUGUUUGGAUCCUCUACGGCUGCUGCUCCAGUUCAAGCACAACCCGGUUUACCCAGCAUGCCUCAGGGUUUUGGAGGGCCUUCGACGAACCCAUUCGUCGCUCCUGCUCCGCAGGCCGCUCCCACUAACCCGUUUCAGACCAAUGGAAGAGCAGCAGUACCAGGAGUGGGUGUGGUCUCAGCAGACAUGUUAGGACCCCUGCUGGGUCAGGCUUACCCUGCGGCCCACUUCGCCUCUUUCGGUCCCCCGUCCAUGAGCAUGCCGACUGGGUUUGGAAACGCUGCCGCAUACAACCUUCCCACCAGCUUCAGUGGAAACUUCCAGCAAGCGUUUCCUGGACAGCCUUUCACCCAGCAGCACGCGUAUCCCCAACAACCCAAUGGAGGUUUUGCUGCAUUUGGUCAGGGUAAAGUCACUCCGUUUGGACAGAACAUGACUGCGCCUGGAGUAACCAACAAUCCCUUUCUGGCAGGGGCACCAGCAGCACAGUUUCCUGCAGGAGGUUCAUCCACAAACCCCUUCUUAUAGCACGCCUUCGACCUCCGCUCCUGCGGUGGGCGGCCCGCGACUCGUUCGCACUUCUUGCACUGUUUUGUUUCUCAAGUAGCUUUAAAAAAAAAAAAACAUCAAUUUCUUAAAGACUUUUUUAUUGAAUUUUAAGAACAGAAGACUGAAAAAAAAAAAAAAAAAAACAGCAAAGGAAUAUAUACAUGAUCCUGUUUAUGGGACAUCCAUGAUGACAGAAAACAAAACAUGUAAAGCAGGGUUGUUUGGAGAAAAGGAGCUUUUUUUUUUCUCUCUUUUUUUUUUUUUUUUUUUAAUAAUAACCGUGCUCCUUUUGUCAUUCCUGUGAACUGGCCUGACCUGGAAAUCAUCUGCACAACGUGGUGGAUUACUUGCAAACCUCCCGUUCAUAUUAAUGCUGCAAUUCUGUAUAUAAUUAUUUCAUAGAAAUUUAUUAAUUUUAGGUCUUUGUGCAUAUCAGUAUUUGUAUCUUUAACACACACACACAUGCUGCAUAUACGGCGCUGACGUCCGCCAUGCUGUGAAUAACAUUAAGCAAGAAUGUGGAAUCCCUUUUUGACAUCAGAGUGUUGCCUUUUUGUGAUUUUUGGAGUUUCUGAGAAUGAGGCAAAAACAUUGUGUGGGUUUUUUUUGCUGUUACAAGGAGUUUGAACUACAAGACUCUUUUUGGAUGUAACUCCUCGUUGAACUCAUGAGACUCAGACUCAAGACCACUUAUGUUACAGAAAUCUUAAGUUAAUGUGUGUAUAUAUAUAUAUAUAUAUAUAUAUAAAUAAAUAUAUACAAUAUAUAUUAAAAUGAAUUUUACCUAAA